Messenger RNA from Fusarium musae, 387 nucleotides. RefSeq lists its product as uncharacterized. The record is from RefSeq and is a predicted model, not a curated record. The transcript has a single exon. Lineage: Eukaryota; Fungi; Ascomycota; Sordariomycetes; Hypocreales; Nectriaceae. Bases 1 to 387 code for a protein of 128 amino acids.
AUGGCUGUCGAAGUUGUUGGGACUAAGGGAACUGGUGGCACUACUGGCGCCGCUCUUUUCUUCCUCCUCCUCUUUACCACCAGCCAAACUGCCAAAGCAGCUGAGACUAUACCUGCCACAGUUGCAGGUAGGCCAACACCAAGGCCAACACCAAGGCCUAUCUUGUUCUCUGACGACAUGCCCCCAGACUUGCCUUUCGAAACCUCGGUGGGGGAUGGUGCCUCUUCAGUCGAUGCACUAGCCGAUGCUGUUUCCGGUGCCGUUGAUGCUGGAAUUCUAUUAGUUGGGAAAGUAUCCGAUGCUGUCAGAAUAGGUCGAUUGAAAAUGAUCACUUCUGCUGUGGGUUGGACAUCCGUGCACCAAACAAGUGAAGCAGAGAUAUCGUAG